This is a messenger RNA of Sabethes cyaneus, 1418 nucleotides long. RefSeq lists its product as uncharacterized. The coding region runs from base 1 to 1185 and encodes 394 amino acids. Gene Ontology annotation, biological process: cholesterol biosynthetic process; isoprenoid biosynthetic process. Gene Ontology annotation, molecular function: mevalonate kinase activity; ATP binding. Lineage: Eukaryota; Metazoa; Arthropoda; Insecta; Diptera; Culicidae. The transcript has 2 exons. Gene Ontology annotation, cellular component: cytoplasm. The record is from RefSeq and is a predicted model, not a curated record.
AUGUCCUCACUAGAUGCCUUUGAAAUAUCAGCCCCGGGGAAGGUUAUCCUCCACGGGGAGCACUCCGUUGUCUACGGCAAACCAGCAAUUGCCGGUCCUAUUGGACUCAGAACCUACCUCACAUUUACGAAAUUAAAACAACCGGAAAUAAUACUCGAGUUCGCUUCCAUACCCUUCACUUCGUCGCUAUCGUUAGAAUCAUUCAAUCGUUUCCUAAGCGAAUAUGAUUGUGGAGCAAACCUUGCACCGUUGGAUUUUCUUCAGAAAAUGAAAUGCACCGAAACGUUUGUCUUCCAACAAUACGUAACCACCCAACCGGCAGCUGAUUCCACUAAAGAACGUUUCGCUCUCGGUACAGCUCUCUACAUGCUGAACCGUGUACUGCAAGCGGAAGGGAUCAAUUCUCUACCGUUUGGGUUUCGAUUCACGAUCAAAUCGGUCAUUAGUAUCGGUGCCGGACUCGGCAGUUCCGCCGGUUAUGGUGUUUGCCUUUCAGCCGGCACCUUUGUGCUGUCGCAAAUUGUUAAACAAGAGCUCAAUGCUGCCAAUGUCGGCGGUUUCUCGUUGCAGAACGAUCCGGUGAUAAUGGGAAAAAUCUCCCAAUGGGGAUUCGAUUCGGAGAUCGUAAUGCACGAGCGGCCGUCGGGAGUUGACAACACCAUAUGCACCUACGGUAAUCUGAUCAAGUUCACGCGUGGUGUGCCUUACGAAACGGUUACGCUUAGACAGCGCAUCCGCCUGCUGAUUGUGGACACAAUGGUUAACCGAUCGACCUCAAAAAUGGUAGCAAACGUUUUUGCGAUGAAAGAAAAACACCCGCAAAUGAUGGAAUCUAUUUUCGACGCUAUGGGACAUCUCGUCAACGAUGCAGUCUCCAUUCUGGAAGACGAAACCGAUCGGUUCAAAGAACUUUGUACACUCGUCUCGACCAACAACAAUCUAUUGCGAGCUAUCGGUGUCAGUCAUCCAGCGCUGGAGAAGGUUUUUCAGCUUGCCGAAUCCGCAGGAUUCCACGUCAAGCUGACUGGGGCUGGUGGUGGUGGCUGUGCGCUUGUGUUUCUACCGGACAGCUACCAAACCGAACCGAAAUUUACCGAGCUAACAAACGAUCUACGGGAGGCCGGCUUUCAGUGCAUUGAAACUACAUUGGGCGGUGAGGGAGUGAAGUUUAGAAUGCUCGAAUGACGACUUGCAGGUAAGCGAAAGUACUCAGUCGAUGGCUCGAAAUGAUUGGAGAAGGGACUCGCUUAAUCAAUCUAUUGUUUAAAGUUAGUUUUGAUUUCAUUUUAGUAUUGUUAGUAGAAUACUCAGUAUUGGAUCGUGGGGCAUUAUUUAUUCUCGUAACAACAACAAAAAACUCGAAAAAUGUUAGGUUGCAAAAUGUACGCUUUAACAUAUAACAGUAAGCACAAAAAAUA